AUGUGCAAAAGAGGUAUUGCAUGCAUUCCUCCCGCCCCAAGAGGUUUGCCUCAGAUUGAAGUCACAUUUGACAUAGAUGCCAAUGGGAUUGUUACUGUCUCUGCCAAAGACAAGGCCACUGGUAAAGAACAACAAAUCACCAUACGCUCAUCAGGAGGACUCUCAGAUGAUGAGAUUGAUAAGAUGGUCAGGGAAGCUGAGUUGCAUGCUCAGAAAGACCAAGAAAGAAAGGCUCUUAUUGACAUCAGAAACAGUGCAGAUACAACCAUCUAUAGUAUUGAGAAGAGUUUAGGUGAGUACAGAGAAAAGAUUCCAAGUGAAGUGGCCAAAGAGAUUGAAGAUGCAGUUUCAGAUUUGAGAAAGGCGAUGGCAGGGGACAAUACUGAUGAAAUUAAGUCAAAGCUUGAUGCUGCAAACAAAGCUGUGUCCAAGAUUGGACAACAUAUGUCAGGUGGUUCUAGUGGCGGUUCAUCAGAUGGAGGUUCUCAGGGUGGUGAGCAGGCUCCCGAAGCCGAGUAUGAGGAGGUCAAGAAGUGAGGCAAUUUAGGUGUGGCUAUGUAGCAUUUUUUAUUAUUAUGAAACAUCACAUAAUUGCUGGAAUCAUACAAGGUUGCUUAUUUUUGUAUGUAAUGUUUAAAGCCAUUUUUUACUAGAAGGCUUCCUUUUUUAAUAGUACUUUUUUAGUACUGAACACGGCUGCUUGAAUAACAACUUCCAAAUUUAUGCAGGAGAAACUUCCAACUUUA
Molecule: messenger RNA, 746 nt
Organism: Cicer arietinum (chickpea)
Lineage: Eukaryota; Viridiplantae; Streptophyta; Magnoliopsida; Fabales; Fabaceae
Product: heat shock 70 kDa protein, mitochondrial
Molecular function (GO): ATP binding; ATP-dependent protein folding chaperone
Source: RefSeq, a predicted model, not a curated record